AUGCAUACCUAAUAUUUAUUUCACUCCACGAAGGAAUGAUUGAGUAUGUUGUGCAAUAAUCGAUUCGACCCUAUUUCAAUUUUAAAACUUUGGAAAGAGUAGUAGCUUGCCAGGCUAUUUGCGUUUUUUUUUUAGAAUAAAUCUUACUACUAUUAACAUGGGAAAAGUACUGUCUGUUAUUUCGAGGCAAGCAAAUCGCUUUAAUGUUGAAAAUCGUGCAGAAAAAGUGAUUUCACAGAAUAAACCAAAACCGGCUCCUACAUUCAGCUCUAAUCAAAAAGACCUAGAAAGGAUACUACAAGAGUAUCCUGAAAUAAUAGAAGAGCAAAGCAAAAAACAUGGAACUUUAGAUGAUAAUUUAAGGCAUGUGUAUGUGACUUCAACCGAUAAGUUUCCUGUUACUAAUGUGAAGGAUAAACCAUUGCCGCUUGAUCGCACAUCAGUCGAAAGUUUCGAAUUAGGACAUCUGGAACCCACAACAGUUGCAAAAGGUCGAUGUUCGUUACGGCAGGCUAUGACGUUUAUCUCAAACCAUCAGGUGGAUCCUAAUAUAUGGAACGUAACAAAAAUCGCGAAUGAUUUUCAGAUGAAGGAAGCACUAGUUGAAGAUAUUUUAAAACACUUCAAGACCUUUGAAUUGCAUAUUCCAACGAAAGUUAGUGAAGGGAAACAACUUCUAGUUAAACCAAAUAAAACAUAAGCUGCAAA
This is a messenger RNA of Uranotaenia lowii, 708 nucleotides long. RefSeq names its product protein NDUFAF4 homolog. The transcript has 3 exons. The coding region runs from base 158 to 700 and encodes 180 amino acids. Gene Ontology annotation, biological process: mitochondrial respiratory chain complex I assembly. NCBI's taxonomy places the organism in Eukaryota, Metazoa, Arthropoda, Insecta, Diptera, Culicidae. The record is from RefSeq and is a predicted model, not a curated record. Gene Ontology annotation, cellular component: mitochondrion.